Euleptes europaea (tarantolino) is the source of this 1653-nucleotide messenger RNA. RefSeq names its product vomeronasal type-2 receptor 26-like. Gene Ontology annotation, biological process: G protein-coupled receptor signaling pathway. NCBI's taxonomy places the organism in Eukaryota, Metazoa, Chordata, Lepidosauria, Squamata, Sphaerodactylidae. Gene Ontology annotation, molecular function: G protein-coupled receptor activity. Gene Ontology annotation, cellular component: membrane. The record is from RefSeq and is a predicted model, not a curated record. Bases 1 to 1653 code for a protein of 550 amino acids. The transcript is spliced from 5 exons.
AUGGUGGGGCUUGCAGUGUUGCUAUUGCUUCUGUCCCCCAUUGUGUACUCAGCAAGGCACCCUGAAUCCAAUCCUCUCCCAGCUCCACCUCAGUGGUAUCAAUCAGGGGAUGUCCUAAUUGGUGGGAUUGUUUCUCAGAACUUUUAUCAGUACCAUGCUGAAGAUUUUAAAGCGCUUCCGUCGUGGGACUUGCGGGAGGCUCCAGAGACAAUUAUAAAGUUCUACCAGCACAUCGUGGCCUUGGUGUUUGCUGUAAAAGAGAUCAAUGAGAACCCCCAUAUCCUACCGAAUGAAACGCUUGGGUUCCACAUCUCUGAGAACUACUAUGAUGAGAAGAUUACCUGUCAGAAUACUCUGCAGCUGCUGUUCACAUCGCACACUUUUGUCCCUAACUACAAAUGUGGCGCUCGGAAAAAUCUCGUUGCUGUCAUUGGGGCUCUUGACCCUGAGAACUCCUUGCUUAUGGCAAACAUCUUGGAUCUCUUCAAGAUUCCACAGCUCACGUAUGGUUCAUUUGCCUCAGAGGACAAUGAUGCAAGGGAGUUCUUUUACCGCAUGGUCUCAAAUGAAGCCCAUUUCUAUAAUGGGAUUACACAGUUGCUUCUCCAUUUUGGAUGGACGUGGGUCCCUCCUCUUUCUGAGUGUAACGCUCACUGCCAGCCUGGUUCUCAGAAGAAAAAGAAGGAAGGGGAGAAAUUUUGCUGUUACGAUUGUUCUCCAUGCCCUGAAGGGAAGAUUUCAAGGCAAAGGGACGUGGAUGAUUGUAUCAGAUGUCCAGAAGAUGAGUAUCCAAGCAAAAACCGAGAUCAAUGUCUGCUCAAGACAAUACAUUUUCUGUCUUAUGAAGAAUCUUUAGGAAUCAGUUUGGCUUCUGCUGCUAUUUCUUGUUUCCUGAUGACAGCUUUAGUUCUAGCAACUUUUAUAAAGCACAAAGAUACCCCUAUGGUCAAGGCCAACAACAGAGAUAUCACCUACACUCUCCUGGUCUCCCUCUUGCUCUGCUUCCUCUGCUCUUUGCUUUUCCUCGGGAAACCAAGCAAAAUGACCUGCUGCCUCCGGCAAUCUUCUUUUGGCAUGAUCUUCACAGUGGUGGUGUCUUGUGUGUUGGCCAAAACCGUCACUGUGGUGGUAGCUUUCAUGGCCACCAAGCCAGGGUCCAGUAUGAGGAAGUGGGUGGGAAAAAGAUUGACCAGCUCCAUAGUCAGUUCUUGCUCCCUUAUUCAAGCAGUGAUUUGCCUUGUGUGGCUAGGAACCUCUCCUCCAUUCCCAGAUUUUGACACACAAUCAUUGAUUAGUGAGAUCAUAGCAGAAUGCAAUGAAGGGUCCAUUCUCAUGUUCUACAUUGUCCUGGGCUACAUGGGACUUCUGUCCCUCAUCAGCUUGACUGUGGCUUUCCUAGCCAGGAAGUUGCCGGACAGUUUUAAUGAAGCCAAGUUCAUUACCUUCAGUAUGCUUGUGUUUUGCAGUGUCUGGGUGUCUUUUUUCCCAACCUACCACAGCACCAAAGGGAAAUACAUGGUGGCAGUGGAAAUCUUCUCUAUUGUAGCCUCCAGUGCUGGGUUACUGGGUUGUAUCUUUUUCCCCAAGUGCUACAUUAUUCUGCUGAGACCUGAGUUGAACAACAGGAAGCAACUCAUGAGGAGGAAUAAUUAA